This is a messenger RNA of Auxenochlorella protothecoides, 546 nucleotides long. Its product is annotated as Thioredoxin-like 1-2, chloroplastic. The coding region runs from base 1 to 546 and encodes 181 amino acids. The transcript is spliced from 3 exons. Gene Ontology annotation, biological process: cell redox homeostasis. Lineage: Eukaryota; Viridiplantae; Chlorophyta; Trebouxiophyceae; Chlorellales; Chlorellaceae. The record is from RefSeq and is a predicted model, not a curated record.
AUGGAAGGACGUUUGGAACAUGCGGCCCUCGCCGUGCAGGAAGUCUUACACGGGCUCCGUAGACGUCGGGAACUGGAGUCUCAGGCCCGCGCGGCGCUGGAUGCUGACAGCAGGUGGUGGCAAGAAGGCAACCACCCCAACCUCAUCACCGUCUUGACCUCAGCGCAGUACAAGGCUGCCCUCUCCUCGGCCGCCUCAGGCCAGCUGGUGCUCAUCAACUACUUUGCCCCCCACUGCAACGGGUGUCGAAGACUGUACCCCAAAUUCCAGCAGAUGGUGACCUGCAACCCCGGCGUCCUGUUCAUCAAGGUGAAUGUGGACAGCGAGGAGAUGAACGACACAUGCGAGGCUCUGGGCGUGAACCGCCUACCCUGGUUCCAGCUGGUCCGAGACGGCGUAGGCCUGGCCUCCUUCUCCGCCAACCUGACCACGAUCAGCCGGGUGCGGGCGCAGCUCAAGGCGCACUCCAGCACACCGGCUUCAGACGCCUCGCCGGCUCCACAGGAUCCCACAUUGGGCGUGGAGCUGACCGCAGCAGCCACCUGA